UGUUCCAGAACGGCGCACGUAUAGAUCAAGAUCAGUGGUCUUUCGCGCAAGAGCGCCCUGACAGCAUGAACACCGGCUCGCGGAUGUCGGUGGUCGACACCCCCGGCGAUCCGUCCCCUCCUGGCGUCGAUGAGCAAGAAGCGACUCUGCGCAAGCUGAAGAGCUACCUGGACAGUGUCCCCUACGACUGCGAACCUCCCGAGGAUAUACAUGAAGCGCUGGAGAAGAUCGUUGGCAUGCUUGCCAUCUGCAUCAAGUCGCGCAGCUGGAACAACCUCUCCUCGUGGGAUGGACUACUGCAGUGUUGGAUGUUGCUGCGCUACCCUCUCUCAAAGAGCAUACGCGCUAAGCUCGUCAAGCUCUACUUUGAACUAUGCCUCGUCCCAGGAAUCGACGCUCGCACCAUCCGUAGCUGGGCUGACAUGCUCUCCCGCAUCCUCGGCAAGUCGUCCGUCAAGCCCAAGCUCAGCCCCGAGGAUCUGCAGCUCCCCUGGAAGCCGCUCUGGCUCUGCCUAAAGAAGGAGAUCUGGCCGCAGGAGCGGACGCAGGAUCCCAAUCGGAAUCUUAUCAACAUACUGUUGUACGUCGCCGAGAAAUGCAAUGCAUACUAUGAUCCCAAUGAGAUCCCUGCGAUGCUUGAGGAGUUCCUCUCGCGCAUCACUUCUGAGUCCAUCCUCACCAUCGUGCCCGUUAUCACCUCCUUCCUGCCGCGGAGGCACAUUGAGCAGUAUAUGCCAUUGAUCUUCAAGCUUUGGGAAGCGUUCAAUUCAUCCGUAUUGGACGAUCGCUUCCUCGAGUUAGCGAGCGAGCUGUCUGAGCGCCACGUCGCUGGGUCGGCAGGUCCAGAAGGCGGCGCUCCUUGGAAGGACAUCGGCAUCUGGACCGAGGAUGAAUGGAACUUGCUCAUCGGAAAGGGAUUUGGGUCCUUGAAUGUGCCCGUCGGCACUGGGAAGUUCACACUCGCCACUUCCACCCACGCCGAUAUACUGACUAGGCCUUCGCGGAUCAAGAAGACUAUCAGUCGACCUACCGCCCUGGCGAAGCUGCUUGUGUACUCCAUGGCCGUCGACGGUCCUGUGAGACCGAACACGCCCGUCAGAGGUGCUCAGCAGCAAGGGUAUCCUGCGGGCUGUAAGGCCCUUGAGACUCUCGAACGUCUGGUAACCUGCACGGAAACCUUCUUCCAUCCGUCGAACACUGGGCCGUGGACGCCAGUCCUUGCCACCCUUCUGCACCACCUCACCACUGAGUUCAUCCAACGCUGGAAGGAAGAGGAGCUCCCCGAAUGCGACACGCCCGUCGGGCAGCGCCUCACGCCUGCCAUCCGCAAGUCCUUCGUCCAGAUCCUCCGCACGCCCGCACUCCUCGGCAUGUUCUCCAAGGACUCGGGCUCGAUGAGCCACGCGCAGGGUUCAUUGCGCACGAUGGCGCUGCUGGAGCCUGGAAUUAUCAUGCCGGAACUGCUGGAACGCGCGUACAGCGGUCUGGAGGUGGUGAACGAGACGCAUCGGACGACGGCAGUGCUGAGUAUGCUGUCGGGGAUGGCGGUGCCUUUGGUGUCGCCUACGAUUUGGCCACCGGCGGUGAGGCAUCUGGUGCCAUUGUUGGAGUUGUCGGUGCCGGGUAUCGAUUUGAAUGACCCAGCGAAGACGGUCACCGCCGCCUUGUUCAUAGUAUCGGUUGUCCAGCACAUCAAGAUCGGUGAUUUGUCCGGCCAGCACUCGGGCAGCGUGAACCCGCUCGUAGGCGAUGGUCCUGCCGAUGGCAUGAUGGACGUCGACACCAUUGAACUCCCCGAAGGCACCGAGCCCGGCGACACGCCCUCCUUCAGCCGCGAAGAAGAGCGCUCCCUCGUACGCGACAGCACCGCCAACUUCGCCGACUGGGUCACCUCCCUCCUCCGGCGCGUGCUCUCCCUCUUCGAGAACCUGCCCGAGGAGGGCGGCCGCGGAAACACCACCGGCGGCAAGUCCGAGGAGAGCGUGAUCAAGUCCGUGAAGUCGAUGAUGGACAUCGUUGCGCUGCACCUCUCGGACGAGCUCUUCGACCUCGUGCUGCGCAUCGUGCACGAGUACGGGGUGACGAAUGCGAAGUCGAACGCAGUGCGCGCGUUUGGGCAGUUGGUGGCGAGUCUGGCGCGGGCACAUCCGAAUAAGACGAUCAAGAAGUUCUUUGCGCACUGUAGUGAGCAGAUUGUGGAAGAGCUGGAGCAUGGGGCGAGCAGUGUGCGGACGACGAGCUCGCAUGCGGCGGUGCCGAGCGACACGACGUUGCACUGGAACAUCAGCAUAUUGCGAGGAUGCCUUGGCUACGGCGGUCCCGCGAUGCUUCCAUACCGCAAGGACAUCGUGCAGCUACUCAAGGUCUUGAUUGACAGGACCUUCAGUGAGCGAGGCUACACUGGCACAGGUCGCCUCAUCUCCCGCAUCCUUCAUACCGUCAGCGCCGUGUACCCCUACGACAGUCGCUUCGUCAAUCAGGACCUGUGGGAUAGUGAAGAGUUCGAGCGCAACCACGACCAGUAUUGGGGCAAAUCAUAUGAGGUGGAAGACGUCAAGCUCGAUUGGCACGUGCCAACGGCGGAAGAGAUCGACUUCGUUCUCGAGAUAAUCGACGAAAUCGCCGUACCGACCAUGGCGCGCCUGGAGGCUCUCCUCGACAAACCCCACUGGGACAGCGCCGACCGCAACGACUUCUGCCGCUACCUCAUCGCUGUUCGGUCCGUCUGGUCUGGUCUCCCUACCUUUUUGAAGGAGCAACCCAAGACCGUGCCCAACCCUUGCAUUUUAGAGGACAUGGAAAGCAUGGACCUCAUCGUCAAGCCCAUCGAGGUCGAGGCGGGCUUCACGCUGUCGGAUCCAAAGGACCCGCGCUACCAGAAGGCCGCGGCUGCGCGCGAGCGCUUCGGCGAAUUGUGUGCUCGCGCGUCGACGGUGUUGAAGCAGAACAAGGAGGGUGAGGACCAUAUUGACGCGAUGUUGGGUGUGGUCUCGGCGAUGGACGUGUACUUGUUGGACUACGGUAUUUUGCGUCGCUCUUUUGACUCGCUCGAGAAGAACUUCGUGCAGGCGAGGAACGUCAACCGCUCGUGGCCAAAGGAGAGGAAGAACUCCCGCGUCGUGUUCGUGAAGAGGGCGCAUGUCUACCACAGUGGACGCGUAUAUCUCAACUCCCUCUACCGUCGGCGGUCUGCAUUGGAUGACAAGGUCCUCCUGGAACUGGUCCAACUAUCACUGUCUCCGUAUACUCGCAUCAGGAGGCAUGCACAAUCCGUGUUGCACAGCGCCUUCGGGUACUUCGUCCGAUCGACGCGUAUCGCUCUCGGACCGCUCUUCGACGCACUUGGGAAGGGCAACGAUCCUGACCGAAUGAAGGGCGCACUAUACAGCCUGUCCAACAAGUCAACUGCUGCAUUUGCCUUCAUCGACCCCGUCUAUUACCCCAAGUUCAUUUUGUCGCUCCUCGACUGCCAACACGAGGAGAAGCCCUCGGUUCAGAAGCUGGUAACACAAAUUGCAUCUGACUUCUUGCCUUACAUCUCCGAGGAAGUCACCCCGGCCUGGGACGUCUGCGAUGUUCUCGGGGUGGAUGGCGCGGUCAAUGAACUUGUGUCGGAAUUCUCUUCCGGGUGCGUGGACGAGGGGCUGAGCCGUCUUGCGCGCGAGAAGGCCGGCGGUCGUGUCAAGCGAUGGCAGAAGAUGCAUGACGAGUUGGUCACGUCGAUCUUAAGCAUCGCAGGCAAGCCCACGACACACUGGCGAUACGUGUUACUGGCGGCACGAUUCCUUUUCAACCUCAUUCGCCGUGAUGUAGCUACUGCACCCGAAUUGGCUGCUUUCUUCGCGCGGGAGACCUUGAGUCCUCAGCCGACCAUACGAACGGUUGCGCAGCGCGGUAUAAUACGAUGCGCGACGUUCAUCAAGAUGCGUACAUACUGCGCGUCCCGUGAGGCGCUCUGGAUGGAGGAUGUACGGAACCCUCUUACAACCCAGAUUCCGGUCAAGGACCCCCAAGUUCUUCUGAGAGAUCUGCAAGUGCCAUUAGAGCAGUUCAGCGAGAGUUCAUACUUCGUCGACAAGCUGGACACUGGAUUCUUACUAUGGACGCCGACGGUGAAGGGUUACAAGCCUAUCUUGGACCCUAACUACGUACCACAAUGGGAGGAGGCGUCACAACCGUGCUUGCAGGCCAUCAGGGACGUCGUCACUGCGAAGGGUUAUUUGUCCAGGCUUGCGGCGCUUUGGAGCCAAGAAAGCAGCCGUACGAACGUGCUGACGGAAUUCCGCUCGGAUAACUUCUCGUAUAUUCGUAGUAUCGCGAAGGUCCUUCAGCACGCUUUCCUUGACGACUUCUUUGACGUCGUGGACCCACUCGUCACAGACGCGGACAAGUUCAAGCAGCGUGCUGGGGCAGAGAUGUUAUCUGGUCUUCUCAGAGGCUCAAAGAACUGGCCCCUCCCCAUCACCAAUCAGAUAUGGGACUGGGUCCUCGCUCGUAUGGACAAGAUCUUCGCCCAGAUCAAGCCCGACACAGUGAUAACUUGGGAGACCCUGAUUUCCUUCCAGCUAUCUGAUUGUGAUCCAAGGAGGCAUGGGCGGCUCAUCCAGUGGAUACUCGACCUUCCGCUCGAGUUUAAUGGGGAUUCGGCGUUCCAGAUGAGCAAGUCGCUGUCGAUGUUCGGCAUUCUGGUAGCCUCGUUGGGCGUCCGCUCGAACCCCUGGGCGGACAAGUACGUCGAGCUAUUCUUCCAGAACUCGGGCACCGCGUAUGCAGAGAUUCGGAACCACCUCACGCAAACACUGUAUUCGUUUAUGAAGAACCAGUGGCAACCGUACCAUCCCUCUAUCCAUGCACUUCUAGAGAGCUGUAGGACCCAGCAAGAUCCGCUGCAGACCCGCAACGCCGGGUUCAUGCCCUACAUCCAGGCGAUUCUCGACAAAUUACCUCAAUGGAGGCAAGAGCGGUUACCACCUCCACGGACGAGUCUGUCAGAGUAUGACCGAGUCAGCCUGACCUUGCUAUCGUGGGCAUGGAUCGUUGCACACAGCAGCAAUGCGCCGCUGCUGUACCCAUACGCGGUCAGCAUGAUGCCCGAGAUCAUCAGCAUGGCGGAAUUGCAGGACAACCCCGAGCUACAGCGAUACAGCAACGCCGUCCUCUUCGUCCUCGCCGGAAACGUCCCACCUGCCGAGCAAGUCGAGAUCAUCCUUGACAACUUCGUCACCGCGAUCAAGUCGUCUACGUCCUGGCGCAUCCGCCAAUCCGCCAUGCCCACCCUCGUCGUCUACUUCUACCGCAACAUGAUGUCCAUCUCGCCCGCGGGCGUCAAGCGCACCAUGUCCGCUGUCCUCGACUGCCUCGCGGACGAGAACGUGGAGGUGCGGGAGAUGGCGAGCAAGGCGCUCUCCGGCAUCGUGCGCUCGUCGCAGAGGCAGAGCAUCAUCCCGCUGAAGAACCGCUUCAUCAUCCUUGCUAAGUCGACCGACUUGCCCUCGCGGCAGGAUCCCGGAUAUGCGGAGGCGCUGAGGAAGCUGCACUCGGCGAUUUUGGGCUUGUGUGCACUCAUUCAGAGCGCACCGUAUACGGUUGAGCCCUGGAUGCCGCCUCUGACCGAUGUCCUCGCGUCGCACGCCACGGACCCACCACCCAUCUCGACAACGAUUCGCAAGACGGCGGGUGAUUUCAAGAAGACCCACCAAGACACCUGGCACACCGACCAGAAAGCCUUCGACGAGGACCAGCUGCAGAACUUGUCAACUAUGUUGGUCGGGACGUCGUAUUAUGCUUGAGGAGUGCGUUGUUUGGGCGCUUGAGUGCGUUGAUGGUAUGCUUGAGGAGUAUGUCGAUGGUAUGCUCAAAGACGCACACGAAGACAACCCGUACUUGCUUUGGAUCUACGGCCAUAGUAUCGAUAUGUUUUGAGUACACGAAGCGGACGAAAGAAAUCUGUACGAGUAGUAUAUACGCCAAGAAUGUCACUGCUAUCGUUGCUUGCUUU
Schizophyllum commune H4-8 is the source of this 5998-nucleotide messenger RNA. RefSeq lists its product as uncharacterized. Gene Ontology annotation, cellular component: nucleus; cytosol. The transcript has 33 exons. The record is from RefSeq and is a predicted model, not a curated record. Gene Ontology annotation, molecular function: proteasome binding; peptidase activator activity. Gene Ontology annotation, biological process: proteasomal ubiquitin-independent protein catabolic process. Bases 66 to 5789 code for a protein of 1907 amino acids. NCBI's taxonomy places the organism in Eukaryota, Fungi, Basidiomycota, Agaricomycetes, Agaricales, Schizophyllaceae.